Molecule: messenger RNA, 4827 nt
Organism: Sporothrix brasiliensis 5110
Lineage: Eukaryota; Fungi; Ascomycota; Sordariomycetes; Ophiostomatales; Ophiostomataceae
Product: mitochondrial mRNA processing protein
Exons: 4
Coding region: 1-4827 (1608 amino acids)
Biological process (GO): mitochondrial RNA 5'-end processing
Cellular component (GO): mitochondrion; mitochondrial envelope
Source: RefSeq, a predicted model, not a curated record
AUGGACCAAGUGGCUAUGCAGACGGACCUGCUGUCUACGCUUCCUUCCCGAGCCCUGGUCGAAGAGCCCGGUUCGGUGAGCCAAUCUAUAUUGACACUGAUGCACCCAGCGGCUACUUCACAGGAAGUUAUCAUCAGCGACAUGAUGCAAGACAGCAGACAAAAUGGCAAGGAAAGGUGCGGUUCUAGUCAGUGGAAUGCUAACGGGAACCAAAGUAGCGGAUGGGGUAACGGCGACGAAGCAAAUGCAACUACUGGUGGUGGUAACGAAAGGAAUAUUGGGAAUGCCACUACUGAUGACGUUAAGGGGACUGGAUGCGACAAUAACACUGGUGGCAGUAGUGCUAAUGAUUCCUGGGGAGACGGUUUCGGGAAAGGGACGGGAAACUACAAUUGGGGUUGGGCCAUUAAUGAUAACGAAGAUGACGGUGGAAACAGUACCAGCAAAGGUGUAGACAACCAAGACACCUUGCAGUCCAAUACUGGCAGUAUCGACAACGAUAACAACCAUUGGACCAACUGGGGCACUGGAAAUACCAGCACGGGAGAUUCAUGGACUGGCGGCGGUGACAGCACCGGAAAUGGUUGGGGCAAUGACGAGGCCAAAACGUCCCAUAGGGGUGGAAACAGGAAAAGAGGCGCGCAGCGAUCUAAUAAGAUCCAUACCAGCAACAAGCAUGGCAAGAAAAAGGUUUCUUGGGGGGAAGGCAGCGAAACCAUUGUCAACACAGACCACAAUGGUGACUAUACCAACGCUACUGACAACACAAACGCCUACUGUUGGGGUGACAGUGGGGGCAGUGAUUGGUGUGAAGAAUCCCAUGGCGGCCACAAAACCAAUGAGACAAAUAACAAUGUCAGUUGGGGCGGCGAUGUGAACGACAACUCGAGUAAUAGCUGGGGCAAUACCGGUGCCACGAAUGACACCUGGGACCAGUUUUCUAAUAACAAUGUCAGUGGUGGUUACAAGGACCCCUGGAUAGGCCUCGACAGCGACACGAAUGAUGCUGGCGGCAACGACAACCAGAGAAACGACAAUGAUCAUGCCGCACACCCGACCGCGGCUGGCACUACAGCCGGAACAAACCCAGAAACACCUUCGGCUGAUCCCGGCACCAAUACAAAAGUCGCACCGCCACCGGCGCGGAAAUCUGCAAAACCAGCCACUCACGGGCCCAAUGGGGCGAGCACUGGCAGCACUUCAGGUGGCCGUAAGGUUAUGAAGCAAGCGAAGGCUGCUGCCAAGGCUGCGCACCAGGCAAAAGCAGGACUCAACGGCGCCGCUUCCCAUCAGGGAAGCCAGACGCAGCUCAAGCUAUGGCGUGAAACGCUCAAUGUGCUCAAGAAGCUAGAAUCGGCCCAGGACCGGCUGGCGGAGCAGGCAGCUAUCGCAACAGGUGUGGCGACAAAAGAGCUCCUGGCAAAUACGGCAUCAUCGGCAAAGGGCGACGCUAGCUCCGCUUUGGCGACUACCGGCAAGGUUUCCAAGACGAAAAAGACGACCUCGGCACACACUCCGGAAGAAAGGGAGGCAGCAUUCAAAGCUGCAAAAGACACACAAGACCAAAUCAGAAUGCUGACGAGCGCGCUGCAUCUGCUUAAGACGGUGCUUAGUACCCAAGGGCCACAGCAGCAGGAAGAGAAAGAGCAAGAACAGUCUCAGCAACCCACGGCUGCAACCAAAGGUGACCAAUCUGAGGGAAAGCUCGGCAAACACGCGAGGAAGAAGGCUCAGAAAAUGAAAUUUGGGCAGGACAAUUCGCCGUUAGGAGCACAGCAUCUAACGGCUGCCGGAACGGCUGUCAUUGAACCCGAAAUUUCUCCCGGGGCAGCCUCCACCACCUCAUCCACCGCAUCGCAACAUAUUUUAUCCAAAAAGGCGUCUUCUCCAAAAAAGAAGGCCGUCGCUGCAUCUUCAAGAUCGUUCCUCGAACCUCCGCCUGUACACAGGCUACCUUACCGCGUCAGCAGUGUUGACUCACGGGACCUUGCACUGACUCCCGUCGAAGAAAACAAACGGCCGGUACCAAAACUGCACUACGGCCUCGACCGAGCUCUUUUCAACCCAGGCGUGUACCAUCUGCAAGACCCGCGGUCGCGUGUCUUCAAUUUCGACCCGUACCUAGCGAGCAUCAUGCCCUUGCAAGAGUUUGACUUCAACGCGCUAAAACAGUAUGUCACGUCUUCCAAAGACCCAACCUUGAUCUCAAUGGCAGCGAAGUACAAUAUGAAGUACUCGGGAUCGACGUCAAGCAUGACAAGCAUGCUAUCGCACUUCCAUUUCCUUCUGAGCGGCUGGCGGCCAAUCAACACCGCACACACCACACGCUCAUUUACGCCUGAAUCUAUGAGCUUCACGCGUAUCACACGCGGGCCUGCUGCGACGUUUUUGCACUGGAAGGACGGCACAUACGCCAUCGACGCGGAUAAGGAAUUCGACACGGCCAACAUCUUGAGCAUGUUGGGCAAAUCGAUGGAAAAGCUGCUGACGUUAUCCAAGGAGGACUUUGAAAAGUAUCGGGUUACCCGGUCGCACGAGCUGACAGAGGAAGAGCGGAACGACCCGGAAUCUUUCCAUUACUCGACGUUUGGUGACUUUAUGAUGCGGUCACAGCUUGACGCUUACGACCCGCGACUACCCGGGACCGGCAUGUUCGACCUCAAAACGCGUGCCGUAGUGUCCAUCCGCAUGGAUGCACAAGACUUCCAACGCGGGCUAGGCUAUGAGAUCCGGCAACGGUUUGGUCAAUGGGAGUCGUUCGAGCGCGAGUAUUUCGAUAUGAUCCGGUCGGCUUUCCUGAAGUACUCGCUGCAAGUGCGGAUGGGUCGUAUGGACGGCAUUUACGUUGCUUUCCACAACACACAGCGCAUCUUCGGGUUCCAGUAUAUCAGCAUCAAUGAAAUGGAUGUAGCUCUGCACGGCACCGACGACACGACACUAGGAGACCGCGAGUUCAAGUUAAGUUUGCACCUGCUGAAUGCGGUGUUGGACAAGGCCACAGAUCGAUUCCCGGGUCGGUCGUUGCGGUUGCAUAUUGAGACACGCCCGUCGGAGGCCGCGCCAUUCAUGUACAUAUUUGCGACGCCUGUCACAUCCAAAGAGAUUGGGGAGGUACAGGAUGCCGGCAAGGAGUCGGUCGAAGAGUUCGAGCGCAGAAUCUUGGGUAUUACAGCGCAGGAGAGCGGCGAAAAUGACGAAGGUGGCAGCCUUACAGAGUCGGCCACCGACGAUGGCGAGAUGGAGACCGAGACCGCGGCCAAAGAACACGAGGUAGACGAGGAGCCCGACCACGAUGAAGACGACUACAGUGUUGACGUGUGGGAAACGAUGCGCCAGAAGGUUGAGGAGACGAUGGAGAAUGAGGCACAAGGCAUCGAGUCUGUGCGCGACACCCUCGAAGAUGCUCUCGAGCAGAGCGGCCUGCUGCGGGGCCGGCCGCCUGAGGAGACGCGCACAUAUGUGGAUGCGCUGCUCGAGGCGAUCACGCGGACAGAUACAGAGGCGGUGGCAGAGACGAUUCUCAAGGGCCAAGAGCCCGAGACUGGUCUCAAAUCAACUCUGGAGGUGGAAACACCAGAAGAGGAGCAAAUUGAUGCCGAAACCGAGGCCGAGGUCGAAGGCGCACCCGACCAUGAGACAGUUCCGAAGACGAACAGUUCAAGUGCGGAAGCGGAGAUAACCGAGCCCGAAACCGAAAUAGGCAGUGAGUCUGAUUUUACGGAGGGUGGUAACACUACUUCCGCGACCACCGACAAGGCUUCGACAUUAUCAUACGACCGGGGCAAGUCUGUUAUCGACGAGGACGGUGGCCGCAAAAGCGAGAGCAACGAGACUUCUGGCAGCAGCGUAGGAGAAGGCCCUCCUGCCUCGCCAGUCUCGGGCACACUGUCUCUCAAGGACCUUAUUAUCAAGCUUGCCGCAAAGGUUGAGACAUCACAGGCCCGUGACGCUGUAGGCAGCAUCGACUACAACAGUAAUCGUAUGAAUGGCGAAACCCAGCAGGUUACCAAGGACGGCGACGACGACAGCAUUGCAACGACAGAGUCGCCCCUAUCCUUCCGGUACAGCAACAGCGUUGCCGAGCUCGUCGACGCGCCCAAGAACAAGCGAUUCGAGCGCAUUCUAUCGGAGAUGUUGGCGAGCUCCAAGGAGAGCAAGGAGGGCAGAGAGUGCAAGGAGGGCAAAGAUGGUAAGGAAGGCAAUGAAGGCAAUGAAGGCAAGGAGGGCAAGGAGGACAGGGAAGGGAAAAAUGAAAACGAAGGCAAGGAGAGAAACGGAGGCAAGGUUUCUUCGAAGGGAAACGCGCCUGCACCGGAGCCACCGGAGAUCAUUGGCAUGAUUAUGACGAUCCGCAACAAGGUCAACGGGCGUUACGUGGUGCGGCCGGAGAAGCUCACUAACGCCGAUUCGUGGAAGGUGGAAUACGCCAUUGAGGAGAUUCAGACGAAGCGCGCCCGUACUCUGUAUAACAUGCUUAAGGCACGCCGCAAGGCGUUGCUGAGCAAGGACAGGAACGGAAAGGACAGCAAGGAUGGUGAGGACAAGACGGAUGGCGAGGACCCGAAGGCAGACCGCAUCGGCGACAUGAAGAAGACAAGUACUAAGUCGGCAUUCAACCGUGACUUCAUGAGCAAGCUAUAUGCUUUGAGUGCCAAGGGCCGCCGGUUCCGGAGCAACGAAAAUCGCAUCAUGCGCAAGCGGCCGGUACAUAUCUAUGGUGUUGAUGGUAGCAGGAAGUGGGGUGAGGUGUUUGCCAAUGAGAUGGACGACGUUGGCACACUGCAACGAGAUCCGGUGGAGGGAGGCAAAAAACAGGAAACCGCAUAA